GUGGAUGCCAGGAGUUGCGCGGGCCCAAGGGGGAGGAAAUGUUUUGGGCGCACUGUGUGAAGGUUGGCGAUGCGGCCUAGAGGGGCCAGUUAGGAAGCAACACCUGCCCAGCCUUUUCCUGUGGCCUUAAAAAGUGAUCUCCUUCCAGCAACCUCCGUCCAGCACUCUGGACAGAUCAGCACGUCUGAGUGGGCCUUCCCUUUCAAGGAAACCUGUUGUCACGGGACGCUCCAUUAUGACAGGGACUCUGGGCUUCUGAACCCAGAACUCCUGCAGCCAAGCUGCUUAAGAGAAACACUUUGGCGUGCCACACCCCUUGCCACUCAUGGCGGAGAAGAGCACCCUUCGGACUUUGGCCUCCUCCAUCCACAGCGAAGAUCUCUUGAGCGACAUGGAGUUUCUCCCCGGCUCAGACCCCGCCACCCCAGUGCAGCAGGUCCCUUCUUCUCAGUCAGCCACCCCAUAUACCUCCAGGGUGACGGAACAGCUCUACACAUCCCUGCGUCAGAGCCGGCAGGCCGAGGCUCAGGCCCGCACCCACCUGGAGAACCAGCACAGCUUGGUCUUGGCCAGGGAAGCUGAGGCCGCCGAGGUCGAUCUGGAUACACUGGCAGAAGAGCUGAACCACCGGCUUUCAACCAGUGUGGAGGCCAGUGCAUUCAGGAAGGGUGUCGCUGCCGAGUCCCGCCACAUCACGGAGAUGGAGAAUGUGCGCUGUCACCUACAGAGCAUGCUCCGGUCAAGGGGUCCGGCUGUUGGGGACGCCGUGGCAACAGGGACCUUUGAGCGGAAAGAUGACGACUCCUUCGAGAGCGACAGCACGGCCGCCCUGCUCAAUGCCCGGCCCCUCCAGGAGGUCUCUCCGCCUGGCUCUUUGACGGGCUUCGAGGAGCUCUUUCCUCGCUACACCAGCCUGCGACUGGGCCAGCUCACCGAACGCUCAUCGUACGCCAGCUCCCUCCUGCUGAAGGACUCUUUGGACAAGGAGCAGGCCCGGCGGAAGCACUGUGAACGGCACAUCCAGACCUUGCAGCACCGCAUCCUGGAGUUGCGGCAGCAGCUGGCCGUGGCCAUCUCGGCCGACAAGAAGAAAGACGGGAUGAUUGAGCAGCUGGAUAAGACCCUGGCCAAAGUGGUGGAGGGCUGGAACCGGCACGAGGCCGAGCGGACGUCGGCGCUUCGUCGGCUGCAGACCGAGAAGGAGUCGGCGGAGCAGGCGCUGGGCAGGCAGAAGGAGAAAACGUCGGAGACAGAAGGGCGCCUCGAACAAGCCCUGUCCGCCCUCAGCCGGGAGCAACAAACAGCCAGCCAGUGCCUCAAGGAGAAGGAGGCGCUGGAGGAGGAGAAGGCCUCGCUGUCGUGCAGCCUGGAGGCAGAGCAUCGCCGCGUGCGCAGCCUGGAGGCCGACUGGGACCUGGAGCGCCGCCAGCAGGAGGCGCUGCGGGCCACGCUGGAGGAGCAGCAGAGGGGCUGGGCCCAGCGCGAGAGGCAGCUGGAGCAGCAGCACCAGGCGCUGGAGGAGGAGGGCCGGGCCCAGCUGGACAAGGAGAAGGCAGGGACGCAGCGAGAAGCCCAGAAGGCUGCAGAUGCCCAGCGCGUCCUAGCCUCCGUGCAGUCAGAAGUGCAAAGCCUCGAGGGCCAACUGGAGGCCGUGCGCCGAGAGAGGGACAACCUGAAGAUGGAGAUGAGCUUGGUUCAGGCCCGUUACGAAGCGCAGAAGGUAAAGCUGGAGUCGGAAUUGAAGGUGGCAUUAGAGCAGCGGGUGACGGAGCGCCUGGCUGAGGUUCACGAGGACAGCUUGCGCCAGAUGAGUGCCAUGAGGGAGCAGCACAGGAAGCAGCUGCUGGAGCUUAGCAGCCACCACGAGAAAGAGCUGGCCGGCCAGCUAGCCCAGUUCAAAUCUGACUUGGCCGAGAGGGAGGAGAGACAGCGGCACCUCACUGAGGACUGUGAGCGCAGGAUCGCCAAGCAGCAGGAAGAAAUGCAAGAGCUGCAGGCCAGGUAUCGGCGGCUGGAGGCCCAGCGAGCCGAGAUGGUGAUCCAGUUCCAGGCCAUGAUGCAGGCGCACUGGAACGAGGCCCUCCGCCUCUUCGCCGGCAGCAGCGCCUCCCCCCAGCUCAGCACCAAGGCUCAGGAGCAAGAUGCUCCCUCUGACCCGGACCCCGCCUCCGACCCGGAGUCUCUGCAGCCCUCGGAAUCUCUGAAGAAGGCUCAGAAGGUGGAAUCUCUUGGGAGCGUCCAGGGUGCCGGAGACUACGAGGGACCUGCAUGGACCCAGGCCGCGGCCUUCCGGCCUCUUGCUCAGCGCAACACCUUGCAGGGGCCGUGCAAAGGGUUUGAAAAGCCUCUGCAGGACCCUUACCGGCACUUCCUUCCCCUGCUGCCUGACAUGGGGCGCGUGUCCUCCGAAUUCAGCCGUGUUCUCAACUACAGCCUCCUCAGCCAGCAGGGUUUCCAGCAGCUGGAGCCUCAAGCGGACACCACUGCGGCUGGUUCAGGCCUGACUUUCCACCCCGACAACCUUGCAGAGCACCCGUUCACGGACGAGGCAGAUGAGGCCGCCGCUGAGGGGGCGGGCAAUGAGGGGGAGACCCUCCCACGUUACACCUUGGAGAGCGAAGCGCAGCAGCCCCAGGCGGACUUAAAUUACUACAUGCGCCUGCUUUGGGACCGCUCUGACAGCUGUGUUCAGGAGCAGGAAAAGGUUUCCACGGACAGCCCGCCGCACGCCACCAACCAGACGCAGCUUGGCACGUCCUACCACGAACGGUCCACCGCGCUCUGGGAUCCGGUGCAGCCGCCCAUCAACACCAUUCGCAUCCAACCGCCCAGCAACUCCGCCGUCCACAAAACCAAAGUCCCCUUGCCCAGAGUUGGGUCGGCCUACUCGAACCCGGAAGCCACAAGCCCCCCCCGGCAGAACCCCGCCCACGAGGGGGGAAUCCUGUCCCCCAAGCAGGUGGCUGAAGUUUCGCGCCUCCUGAAGCAAUACCAGGCCAGAGGGAGGCCUGUGCCUUCAACUGAGGAACUGUACACAUAUUUACGUGGCAUAGGCCAGAACGGGCUAGAAACAAAAGGCGACGGAAAUCCGCAAGCCCGCCGGAACCUCGACCCCCGAUUGACGGAAGCAACGAGGAAAGAGGUGGCCCCGACCCGCCGCAUGGGCACUUCGGGGUUUGGACGUGAGAAGCCCCAUGCCCCAGCCAAAGCCGGGAAGAAACCAACGGGCGUGCCGGCCUCUAACCCUCGCAGCAGCCGAGGAGGAGGUGUGUGGAGAUGAUGACCUCUUUGGAGCUGGGACCCUUCCCUCCUUCCCUCCUUCCCCCCUUCCCCCAAUUAGCUUCUUCUGAGCAGCGGUUUCCUCUGGCCUUCUGGCUGCCGGCCCGUGAGCCGCUCACAGGGAUGGAAGCACCUCCUUCACCUCCAGUUCCGCCUCAACCGUUUCCUUCAAUGCGGAGUUCCAAAAUGUCGCCUUUUCCAGAAAGGAAGGACUGAGAAUGUGCAGGCAGGGCGUUUUUGCUUUUGCUUUGACACUUGGCUUAAAUCCUGCAGUGUCAAAACUUGGCGUGACAAGAACCGCGGCUUUUCUUUAAAAAAUCCUAACGAAAAGAGGGUCAGCGAAGACCCCGGCUGGACCCAGCGCUCUGAGACGUCCAUGGCGUCGCCCCCCCCUUCUGCGUUUGGCCGUUCCAUUCAGUGGACAAAGCCUUGAAUCUAGGACAGCCUCUUUGCCUGUCAAAUAGCUCGGCUGCGAGUGACAUGUGCCAGAGUAUUUUCGACGGAGGGGGGGCCGUGGGACACCUCCCGUUCUCUUGCCAAAACCUGCUGUGCCUCCCCCCGCCCCCAAAAUCCUCUGCAUCCUGGUGUUUGUGAGUGCUUCAUUCCGGGUGUGCUGUUUUAGACACACCGAGAUUUGCUGUACAAGUUUGCUCUUCUUUGCACAGUUACUUAUAUUUUUGUA
Messenger RNA from Elgaria multicarinata webbii, 3961 nucleotides. RefSeq names its product centrobin, centriole duplication and spindle assembly protein (gene CNTROB). The record is from RefSeq and is a predicted model, not a curated record. The transcript has 20 exons. The coding region runs from base 326 to 3280 and encodes 984 amino acids. Gene Ontology annotation, cellular component: centriole; centrosome. Gene Ontology annotation, biological process: mitotic cytokinetic process; centriole replication; centrosome separation. Lineage: Eukaryota; Metazoa; Chordata; Lepidosauria; Squamata; Anguidae.